Salvelinus fontinalis (brook trout) is the source of this 6335-nucleotide messenger RNA. RefSeq names its product protein shisa-like-1a. The record is from RefSeq and is a predicted model, not a curated record. NCBI's taxonomy places the organism in Eukaryota, Metazoa, Chordata, Actinopteri, Salmoniformes, Salmonidae.
UCUCUCUUACUCGCUUGCCGCUCGCUCUCUCUCACUCACUCACGCAGUAUCGCUUCAUCUCUCUAGCUCUCUCCCUCUCUCUCUCUUUCUCACACUCUAUCGCUGAGCUCUAACCGGUUGGAUACAGUGCAGAGGACUUGAGGAGAGUGCUCUUUUCUUCUUCUUUGGCAUUUCCUUCCUGCCUCUCUCCCUCACGCGCUGUUGAUUUAGAUCAGGUCCUUAGGGUGAGGAUGUAUUUGUGUCAAGCUGCUACAAAGGAAGAGUAAACAAAGAGUAAACAUUGACUGAACGGAGGAACAGGAAAGACCCUCCUUUAUAGGCUCAACAAAGGUUGCUCACCGGACAGCAGCAGCAAUGUGAUUGUUUAGGUCAGAGAGCAGAUGAUGUCCUGGUACAGCUAAAGCAGAGAAUCUCCCCUCCUGUCCUCUGUCCUAUAUGAGGACCCGAAGAUGACUGUCACCAGCCGGCAGUCCUUCAAUGUCCUGACGGUCAUCUUCCUCCUGCUGUCCACCGCAGUACCACUUUGGUUUCCACUGCCCUCGUCUCUCUGACAACAAGACCUACAUGUUCUGCUGUCACCACAACAACACAGCCUUCAAGUACUGCUGUAAGGAGACUGAGUUCCAGACGGUCAUGCAGGUCAACCUCACCACCACCACAGACGGCUUCAAACACAAUAACUACACAGCCCUGGUAGGAGUGUGGAUCUAUGGCUUCUUCGUCAUGGUGCUGCUAGCCCUGGACUUCCUCUACUACUCGGCCAUGAACUAUGAGCUGUGUCGGGUUUACCUGGAGAAGUGGGGUCUGGGAGGGCGCUGGCUGAAGAAGGCUAGGAGCCAGUGGCACCGGCCGGUCCCAGGAGAGGAGAGUGAGAUCCAGAACCAGGCCCAGGGUCACCCCAUGGCCCUCAGCCACCACCACCCCAGACACAGCCUCCGAGGCGAGGGCCAGAGCCCCACGCUCCUCCCCUACCACACACCGACCGUCUGAGUGAAGCUGCAAGAGGAUGAAUGAGUAGAAGAGUAGAGAGCAGCGACGCCGGGCAGAGGAUAGCACGGCUCAGACACCUGUCUCUGUCUGGCUGGAAUAUUGACACAGUAACGUACCACAGGGUGGCUGGCCCUACGGAAGCUAGUGGCUAGCUAGCAGUUCCUGCUCACCUCCAUUCCUCUGAGCUCCUACACACAGGGCUAUGGAGGAUAGAGUAUGACGAAACGUCUAGACUACGACAGAAGGUCCAGGUGGAUGGAGCUGCUGCUACCCAAACACUGCUAAGGAACAGGCCACAGGCACUGAAACUGACCAUGUAUACCCCUGCAUGGGCGGGGACUGUUCUAAUAAGAAACCAAUGGAGACUUGAAAUGAACUGGAUAAAAUGAUGUUACAGAAGAGGGGGCUUUGUUUGAUUUGUGUGUUUGAGUGUUGAUUGCACUUGGUUGCUGUGUGGGGUUAAGUUCAGUAGUAGUCAGAAGAAGUUGUGGGAGUACUGUAUCUAUUGGGGAUUCGUUUAAAGUAAACUAGUCAGGGACUUUCUAUGAGUGGUAAACAUCCUAGACGAUUCACCAUGGAGGUUGACGCUGAGCAUCUUGAAGACAACACUAUUUUGCUUCAGCGACAAGUGACUCACCUGACUCGAGAGAUAUCUCUAUUCUACAGUGUCAGCCUGUCUUCAGAAAAGGCCUUUGUGUGUAUUUUGUGAUCUUAUUAUUUUUUAAAUUAAACAUAAGUUGGUGAAGUUUCCUCUACUACAACCUUCACAAACUGAUGUCCAGUCCUUUUUCUGUCCAGGCUUUAGUUAAAGAGACCCAUUAGGAAUAAUGAUAAAAAUGUAUAUUAAUUUGGUUCAUUUAAAUUAUAAGCACCAAUGUACCAUACCGGUAAUAGCCAAUCUUAUCAGCAAUAAUGUACAGCAUUGAGAGCCCUGACCUAAAUGAGAACAUAGACCAUCUCACACACAGAGCAAUCACUGAAUCGAAUCUGAGGGUUGCAUCCCAAAUGGCAUCCUAUUCCCUAUAUAGUGCACUACAUUUGGUAGGGCUCAGGUCAAAAGUAAUGCACUAUAUGGGGAAUAGGGUGCCGUUUGGGAUGCAGUCCCAGGCUCUCUCUGCAGGAUAGAUUUAAUCACAAGGUGAAGUCUAUGGAAAAGACAUAUGUCAACAUAAUAAAACCUUACUGAACACAGUGGUCUUCCCCUUCAAGCCACCUUGUCAGCUUAGCAAUGAGCAAGAGUGGAGUGCAGACAAAAUAAUCACUUGAGUGAAAAAGAAAGGUGUUAGCAACCGCACAGGGAUGCAAUAAAGCUGUGCUCAGCGCUUAACUAAUUGCUGACAUAUACUGUACUUUCUGAUUGAUAAAUAAAGUACAGCCUUGUUGUGUUGGGAGGGGGGAGAGAGAAUAAAGCAUAUGUUUGUGUCAGCAGGCUGGGAGGGGGAAGGAUUGUGAUGGAGGAAGACAGGAGGUCCGCUCGUAGAGAAAAGGGUUCCAAAAGGGUUCUGCGGCUGUCCCCAUAGGAGAACCCUUUUUGGUUCCAGGUAGAACUCUUUUGGGUUCCAUGUAGAACCCUCUGUGGAACGGGUUCUACAUCGAACCAAAAAGGUUUGUACCUGGAAUAGAAAGGAUUCUACCUGGAACCAAAAGGGGUUCUUCAAAGGGUUCUCCGAUGGGGACAGCCGAAGAACCCUUUUUGCUUCUAGAUAUCACUUUUUUCUAAGAGCGUGUACAGUGCAGUACAGGGGUGUGUCUCUCUUCACUCUACCCCGAUUCUGCAGCUGUAACCUGGAUAUCUGGCAGCUGCACAGCCAGUACAUUACGUGCAGAGAAUACCUGGACCGUACCAACCAUGCAGCAGGCAGUACACUGCAGUGUCCUUGGUAGGGGCCAAUAAAAAUGGCAGAACUACACACACUUCUGUUUGGAAGAGACUGGAAUUACCACCAACACUCCUGGCCAGCCACUAGGCAGGAGGAGCAGCACAGCUAUCCCCCAAAUUCUAACAGAGCAAUACUGAAAAAAUUGUUUUGUCAUUAUCUGGAUUCAUACGUUCACUGAAGUCUGCAGGCCCCUAAAAAUACACUGGAUUUGUACAACCAUUUUACACAUUUCUGUUAUAAGAAUGACCCUUGCUGACAUUAUAAUCUGUUGUAAUCAGCAAUAAAGUUCAGAUUUGGUCAGUUUAAGUUAACUUCCGUACACUAAAAGGCUACAGUGUAACUGCGUGGUUGCUCCAGCGGACUUGUAUCCUGUGCUGACAUGUUUCCAGUUUCAACGUUUAUUCUCCACGUGCACAGGAUACCACAAUACAGAGACAUUCUUACUUAAGAGCUCUUUCCCAACAGUGCAGUACUCAUAAUAUGGUUAAUCAUAGAAAUAUAUCAUUUUUAAAACACAAGAAGUGCGAUAUAAGUUGACUUGUACCUAGUGCUGAGAUAAGAUGUGACCAACUGAAAUAAUUGGGUUGGACUGGACUGGCAAGCUAUUUCUUUGUAUCUUCCUCUCUUUCCUUCCUUCAUUUCUUCCCUCUCUCUCUACCUCUCUCUCUCUGUCACUACCUCUCUCUUUCUGUCACUCCCUCUCCUAUCUCUCUCUCCCUCCCCCUUUCCCUCUCUCCCCCUCUCUCUUCUCUCUCCGCCGCUCCCUUCUUCCGUCCGCCGCCUCCUUCCCUACCUCCCUCCCUCCUGCAGAAAGUGAGAGAGAGAGCAGUGGCAGCAGCUAGGAAACUGGGAGGAGCAGGACUUUUAAACAGCUGCUGCAAUACAAAGGGGAUUUAAUUGGGCUCAAAGCAGGGGAAAUGGCAGAGAUCAGAUAUGCUAGGAACACACGUCUCCUCUGGAGCCACAGUGCUGUGCUGCUGUAACAAAGCAAAGCUACUGUGAGCAGGGAGUUCCUUUUCCAUCGACAAUAUGUAGUCGUGAUAAAUAGGGAAAUGCCCCUUCCCUAGCAACCCACUGGGCACAGACUUCAGUUAAACGUCUAGUAAACAACAGCUGUGGACUAACAGUGAAAUACUUAUGGUCCUUUCCCAACAGUGCAGAGAGAAAGAAAAUAGAGAAAUAAUACAAAAGUAAAACACGUAAUAUUAAAAGUAAUAAUAGAUACAUAAUGAGUAAGAAUAACUUGUCUAUAUACAAGGAGGACCAGUACUGAGUCACUGUGCAGGGGUACGAGGUAAUUGAGGUAGAUAUGUACAUAUAACUAGGAAUAAAGUGACAUAGUGAACAGUAGCAGCAACGUAUGUAAUGAGUCAAAAAAGUGAGUGCAAAUGGAUCAAUGCAGAUAGUUAAGUAAUUAACCAAAUAGCUACCAGGACUAACUGUUUAGCAGUCUUAUGGCUUGGGGAUAGAAGCUGUUCAUCAGUCUGAUGGUUUGGGGGUAGAAGCUGUUUAGCAGUCUUAUGGCUUGGGGAUAGAAGCUGUUCAUCAGUCUGAUGGUUUGGGGGUAGAAGCUGUUUAGCAGUCUUAUGGCUUGGGGAUAGAAGCUGUUCAUCAGUCUGAUGGUUUGGGGGUAGAAGCUGUUUAGCAGUCUUAUGGCUUGGGGAUAGAAGCUGUUCAUCAGUCUGAUGGUUUGGGGGUAGAAGCUGUUUAGCAGUCUUAUGGCUUGGGGAUAGAAGCUGUUCAUCAGUCUGAUGGUUUGGGGGUAGAAGCUGUUUAGCAGUCUUAUGGCUUGGGGAUAGAAGCUGUUCAUCAGUCUGAUGGUUUGGGGGUAGAAGCUGUUUAGCAGUCUUAUGGCUUGGGGAUAGAAGCUGUUCAUCAGUCUGAUGGUUUGGGGGUAGAAGCUGUUUAGCAGUCUUAUGGCUUGGGGAUAGAAGCUGUUCAUCAGUCUGAUGGUUUGGGGGUAGAAGCUGUUUAGCAGUCUUAUGGCUUGGGGAUAGAAGCUGUUCAUCAGUCUGAUGGUUUGGGGGUAGAAGCUGUUUAGCAGUCUUAUGGCUUGGGGAUAGAAGCUGUUCAUCAGUCUGAUGGUUUGGGGGUAGAAGCUGUUUAGCAGUCUUAUGGCUUGGGGAUAGAAGCUGUUCAUCAGUCUGAUGGUUUGGGGGUAGAAGCUGUUUAGCAGUCUUAUGGCUUGGGGAUAGAAGCUGUUCAUCAGUCUGAUGGUUUGGGGGUAGAAGCUGUUUAGCAGUCUUAUGGCUUGGGGAUAGAAGCUGUUCAUCAGUCUGAUGGUUUGGGGGUAGAAGCUGUUUAGCAGUCUUAUGGCUUGGGGAUAGAAGCUGUUCAUCAGUCUGAUGGUUUGGGGGUAGAAGCUGUUUAGCAGUCUUAUGGCUUGGGGAUAGAAGCUGUUCAUCAGUCUGAUGGUUUGGGGGUAGAAGCUGUUUAGCAGUCUUAUGGCUUGGGGAUAGAAGCUGUUCAUCAGUCUGAUGGUUUGGGGGUAGAAGCUGUUUAGCAGUCUUAUGGCUUGGGGAUAGAAGCUGUUCAUCAGUCUGAUGGUUUGGGGGUAGAAGCUGUUUAGCAGUCUUAUGGCUUGGGGAUAGAAGCUGUUCAUCAGUCUGAUGGUUUGGGGGUAGAAGCUGUUUAGCAGUCUUAUGGCUUGGGGAUAGAAGCUGUUCAUCAGUCUGAUGGUUUGGGGGUAGAAGCUGUUUAGCAGUCUUAUGGCUUGGGGAUAGAAGCUGUUCAUCAGUCUGAUGGUUUGGGGGUAGAAGCUGUUUAGCAGUCUUAUGGCUUGGGGAUAGAAGCUGUUCAUCAGUCUGAUGGUUUGGGGGUAGAAGCUGUUUAGCAGUCUUAUGGCUUGGGGAUAGAAGCUGUUCAUCAGUCUGAUGGUUUGGGGGUAGAAGCUGUUUAGCAGUCUUAUGGCUUGGGGAUAGAAGCUGUUCAUCAGUCUGAUGGUUUGGGGGUAGAAGCUGUUUAGCAGUCUUAUGGCUUGGGGAUAGAAGCUGUUCAUCAGUCUGAUGGUUUGGGGGUAGAAGCUGUUUAGCAGUCUUAUGGCUUGGGGAUAGAAGCUGUUCAUCAGUCUGAUGGUUUGGGGGUAGAAGCUGUUUAGCAGUCUUAUGGCUUGGGGAUAGAAGCUGUUCAUCAGUCUGAUGGUUUGGGGGUAGAAGCUGUUUAGCAGUCUUAUGGCUUGGGGAUAGAAGCUGUUCAGGGUGCUGUUGGUUCCAGACUUGGUGUAUCGGUACCGCUUGCUUGAGGUUGCCGUAGAGUAAAUCUCCACCUGUACAAAGAAGCUUUGUAGUGAUUUGUCGGUACCUCACUGUGGGUGUGGUGGUGGUGAUGAUGAUAACGUGCACCACGUUCUGUCCUUGUAAUCCACUACAAUGUAGAGUUAUGAGUUGAAUUGUUUCUGCACUUGUUAACUUUGUAUUGUUCCACCAGGGAGAAAUAAAGUUGUAUCUUUUCCAGUGUGUUUAAACA